This is a messenger RNA of Pestalotiopsis fici W106-1, 354 nucleotides long. Its product is annotated as 40S ribosomal protein S20. Gene Ontology annotation, cellular component: cytosolic small ribosomal subunit; ribosome. Gene Ontology annotation, biological process: translation. Lineage: Eukaryota; Fungi; Ascomycota; Sordariomycetes; Amphisphaeriales; Sporocadaceae. The record is from RefSeq and is a predicted model, not a curated record. Bases 1 to 354 code for a protein of 117 amino acids. The transcript has 2 exons. Gene Ontology annotation, molecular function: structural constituent of ribosome; RNA binding.
AUGUCUUCUUACCAGAAGGGCGACAAGGACGCCGGCGAGGCUCCCAAGACUCACCGCAUCCGUAUCACCCUGACCUCCCGCAAGGUCCAGGCCCUCGAGAAGGUCUGCACUGAGCUCAUUGAGCGCGCCAAGACCAAGGACCUCCGCGUCAAGGGUCCCGUCCGCCUGCCCACCAAGACCCUCAAGAUCACCACCCGUAAGACUCCUUGCGGUGAGGGUUCCAAGACCUGGGACAUGUUCGAGCUCCGCAUCCACAAGCGCCUCAUCGACCUCCAAGCCCCUACCGAGAUCGUCAAGCAGAUCAUUGUCAACAUCGAGGCCGGUGUCGAGGUUGAGGUUACCAUUGCCGCUUAA